Gordionus sp. m RMFG-2023 is the source of this 570-nucleotide messenger RNA. RefSeq names its product heparan-sulfate 6-O-sulfotransferase 1-like. The coding region runs from base 1 to 570 and encodes 189 amino acids. Gene Ontology annotation, molecular function: heparan sulfate 6-sulfotransferase activity. The record is from RefSeq and is a predicted model, not a curated record. Lineage: Eukaryota; Metazoa; Nematomorpha; Gordioida; Chordodea; Parachordodidae. Gene Ontology annotation, cellular component: membrane. The transcript is spliced from 2 exons.
AUGCUGAGAGAACCUAUGAAAAGAUACGUGAGCGAAUACAAUCAGAUUCGUAGAAGAGGUGAUUGGGCCGAGCAAUUCAUAUUGUGCGAGAAGGAAGUGUUAAUUGUUCGUUCUACAUGCUUUGGCCACAUUCAAAAUUUUUCGGAGCUCACAUUGGAAGAGUUUGUCUACUGUCAAAAUCAAUGGUCAAAUAAUCGCAUGACAAGGCAUCUAGCCGAUAUGUCAAUCAUAGAAUGUGAUAAAAGUCUAUCAACUGAACAAAAGAAUCAUAUUAUGCUAGAAAGUGCCAAGAUUAAUUUGCAAUUAGGGCUCAAGGUAUUCGGCAUAACUGAAUAUGUGCCAGAAACUAUCUACCUAUUCGAGAAAGUGUUGGGAAUAUCCUUCAGUAAUAAAGAGCUUUUGAAAAAUAAAGAGAGCAAAUCUGAGGAUAGGAUCAAAUGUUUGGAUCAAGAUAUGUUGAUAAAAAUAGCGCAAAAUAACCAGUUGGAUGUAAAGCUCUACGAUUUCGCUUUAGAACUAUUUCGUGAAAGACUCACAAAAUUCGGAUAUAACCAGGGGAUGGUCUUAUGA